AUGCAGACUACUGAAACAACAUUACGAAUGGCUGAAAGUGAGGAAUUCCCAACGGAAGUUGAAAUUUUCGAAGAUGUCCACGAUUCUCAGUUUAUUCGACCCAUGAGGAUGAAAUUUAAAAGGGGUGACAAGCUUAUCAAAUGGGAUCUUAUUCUACGUCAUGAUAGUGUUGCCUGCUUACUAUACCAUAAACAGAAGCAGUUGUUAUUGUUUGUAAAACAGUUCCGGCCGGCUGUUUAUAUAUCAAGAGUACGUAAGCUGGAUGAAAACGUUAAUAAAAAAUGGAGUGAAAUAAAUUGGUCGAAAUAUCCGAUAAGUAUGGGUGAAACGAUCGAGCUUUGUGCUGGCCUUAUUGAUAAACCAAAAGUUAGCUGGAGAAAGCAUAUGCAAGAAGAAAUUCAUGAAGAAUGUGGCUAUAGUGUCAACGAAACUGAUAUUCAGAGCAUAAAAACAUUCGUAACAGGUGUCGGUUCAUCGGGUGCCCGGCAAGAAUUAUUUUACGCUGAGAUCGACGAAACCAUGAAAGUUAGCGAAGGAGGCGGCAUAGAUUCUGAAAAAAUCGAGAAGAUUUUCAUGACGAUACCUGAAGCGCAAAAGUAUUGUGACCAAAAGGAAGUAACAAGUUCUCCCGGAAUGCUUUAUGGUUUGAUGUGGUUUUUCAAAAAUCGGAUGUAAAUGAGUAGCAAAGAUUGAGAAAACUUGUGCGGCUUAUCUUGAAGCCAAAUCUUGAAGAUCUUUUCUGAUAUUAGUUCAUUCCUAGGUGAAUCCUUCGACAAAUCUCCAUUUCGGGAGUAUAUGUAGUCUAAUUGCUUAAAAACAAACGUUAAAAAUCUAUAACACGCAUGAAGUACCUUAAUCCAGUCCAACAAAAAUCAAAGAAAACAGUCGAAGGAUUAUGAUAACCCAGAUUAACUUGAGCCGUUGUGUACGAAUAGAUACAUAAAGAAAGCAUAUGCAAGGAAGAAUCAAUAUGAAGUAGGUAACCUAGAGAAUAUAUGAACUUAUAUUUCGAGAAUUAAGCU
This is a messenger RNA of Loa loa (African eye worm), 1022 nucleotides long. Its product is annotated as UDP-sugar diphosphatase. The transcript is spliced from 5 exons. The record is from RefSeq and is a predicted model, not a curated record. The coding region runs from base 1 to 675 and encodes 224 amino acids. Gene Ontology annotation, biological process: ribose phosphate metabolic process; nucleoside phosphate metabolic process. NCBI's taxonomy places the organism in Eukaryota, Metazoa, Nematoda, Chromadorea, Rhabditida, Onchocercidae. Gene Ontology annotation, molecular function: metal ion binding; UDP-sugar diphosphatase activity.